AUGACUUUUUUUGGGAACGUGAAGCUACUUACUGUCUCCGCACCAGAUCAGUGCACGUCUGUUGAAUCAGAGAUCGCAGCUCCAUCCAAACUUAGCAACCGCCUACAGUUCUGCAUGAGUCCGCUAAAAGCUGUCUAUGUUGUCCCACCUCCAUCUUUGCUCUUAAACAGUCCAAUGCUGAUGCAAGCUGGGAUGCCAUUGCGGUCUUGGAUUGAGGGUGGAUCACGAAGUUUGACUUGGAAUCAGGAAUUAGAGGCAGGGCAAGGAGAUGACUUUUGCUCCAAGACCCUGGAACUUAGUAUGCAACAGAUUGAAAACCGUUUGUCUGAAAAUGGCAUAGGUAAAGCAAGUAUAUGGAAGCGGCAAAAUAACGUGUCCCACAAAGAACCGCAUGCGCCUCCAAAAAGAUUAGAUAACCUCCUUCUUGAAGAACCCAUGAAUUUGAGCUUCCAUAAUGCUAAAUCUGUGAGCCUUAUGGCGGUUCCGAGGAUUUCUGCUCUUCAACACAUUCUUAAGGGCGAAGUUCUGAACGGUCAGCAUCUACGAAAGGCAAAACUGAUGUUCCUCUACGCACGUUACCCCAGUUCUGCCUACCUCAAACACUUCUUUCCAGAGGUAACGUUUAGUCGCUACAAUACAGCCCAGCUGAUCAAAUGGUUCAGCAACUUCCGCGAAUUUUUCUAUAUCAACAUUGAAAGAUGCGCACGUUCGCUUGUUGCAGAAGGCGUGCGAUCGCCUAAAAUCAUCCAAGUUAUACCAAAAUUAGGGCUCUACAGAACCCUCAUCUUUCACUACAAUCGCAGCAUGGAGUGCGAGACUCCAGCAGAAUUCUUCGCAGUAAUAGAAAGAGCCCUUCUGGAAUUUUUCCUUGCAAUUGUUACCGGUGGUGACAGUCAUUCGGCAUGGAAAAAGAAGAUAUACAAAACAAUUGCUCAAUUCGACCAAACCAUUCCAGAACGAUUCCGAUAUUUAAAGUGUUAA
Molecule: messenger RNA, 981 nt
Organism: Hydatigera taeniaeformis
Lineage: Eukaryota; Metazoa; Platyhelminthes; Cestoda; Cyclophyllidea; Taeniidae
Source: the annotation of a GenBank genome assembly